CUCGCAAACCGCUGAUACUGCCAGAAGGCCAGAAGUUCCACUGUGCAGUGCAGCCAUCGUGGAAGUUACUCGGCGCGUCAUUUAACAUCGCAUAAUUAGUUCGUUUUCAGACAGCGCGUUGAGUGGAGUUUCGACACGUUACAAAUUUUACAUGAUUGUCAAGUACAUAUAAUUUUGUUUUCUCCACCUAUUUGUUUUUUCGUCGAAAAUAUAAAUUUUAACGCACCUAACCUCUUUUGUGAAACGGUCUUCCAUACCAAUACGUGAACGUGAAAUUAUCGUGGAACGACGUACGAACACAGUCGAAACGAGAAUGCAACGACAACGAGAAACCGAAUACACGUAAAAAAGAAAAGAAAAAAAAACCAGCUGUUCGAGGCGAACGACAAUCGAAUGAUUGCUCGAAUAAACGGAGCAGUGACGUAGCUUGCGAACGAACGAAAUAGAGACGAACGUAUUUUUAUUCAGAAGAAGGAGAAAGAAUCGAACGAAAUCGUAAAAAAACCGACUAAAUUGCCCGCACGGAAAAUUGCGUAGAAUCGUCGCGUCAAGAUUUUAAAGAAGCGUAUACAGUGGUGCAUCGCUCUAUGUAUACGUAUACUUGCACGCGAGUUGCACGAUAGCUUUCCUCCAGGCAAGCGGGAAAUAAGUUGAUUUUUGUGUGCGGGUUGAAUAUUAGUAAUCGAAAAAAAAAAAAAAAAAUGUGGCAUUCCUCGAAAACGACACCGAUGGAGAGCAAUGUUCCAGAGAACGAGCAAAAACAAAAGUACGAGGAUCAACGUAACUCGAGCCACGCCGAUUCCGGGUUUCUCUCCAGUGGGAAUCUCCAAAUCAGUUCGGAGCUGUGCGAUUCCGAAUUGAAUGUUGCAACAACCGCACCAGCCGCCCCGGAACCAAUGAGAGCAGACAGCGGUGUCGAUCUUGGCUUGAGCGAAAGCUUAAGCCAGCUUACGUUGAAACAUGUUACGUUAAACCCUCUGACAAGCGGUAAGGUUCAGGCCGAGCCCACUGUUGAAUUAACUCCUGUAAGCGCUGAAAAACUCGAGCAACAUAAUGCCUCGAUGUUGCAACCGCAUCAGUCCUCUGAAAAGUCGCUUAAUGAGGAACCUUGGCAGCUCUACUAUACCCAGGACGAUGAUGGUGACACGCAACUUCAUAUAGCUAUAGUGCAAGGAUUCUUGGAAGCUGCGUUUAGCUUGAUAAGAAUGGCACCACAUUCCUAUUUUUUAAAUAUCCUGAACGAUGACGGCCAGUCGCCCUUGCACCUAGCCGUAUUGACACGUCAACCGAGGAUCGUCAGACGGCUGGUUUUAGCAGGUGCAAAUCCAACGUUGAGAAACUUCCGCGGGAACACGGCUCUUCACUUGGCGUGUGCGACGGGGGACAUUGCCUGUGCAAAGGCCCUUACCGAUCCUCUAACACUCGUCGAAAGAAAUUACUUUCUCCCAGGAAAAAAGAUACCUCCUCUACCACAAAAUUUAGAACAGCGAAAUUACGAUGAUGUUACACUUUACAUUUCAGGAGAAAUGUGCUUACAUAUAGCCGCUUCAUCGGGUCAAGUGGAGAUUGUGCGACUUCUGCUGCGUCUCGGAGCGGAUCUUGAAGCCAGAGAAGCAUUGGCGGGGAAAACGGCUCUUCACCUCGCUGUGGAACGUGGGUGUCGGUCAGUGGUCGCAUUCCUCCUUCAAGAGUGCAGGCCCUGCUUAGAUACACAAACCUACGCCGGGAUCACAGCAUAUCAGUUAGCUCUGUGCUUUGAUAGUCAACUCGCAAGGGAAUUAGUAAGACUGGGCGCAACACCAGAACCGCUUCCAGAACCAGAUUCGGAUAGCAGUGACGAGGAAGAGAGUUCUCCAGCUAAUUAUUUACCGACGAUCGCGAGACUUCGACAAAACGUGGUCGGUGUCAAAGUAUAGAAGUAUUUAUUGAUAUAUUGACUAAUUCGGCAAUACGGUCUGUUUUAUGAUCAAUUUUUAAAAUUAAAUAAUUGAUUAAAAUAUCAUUGAGAAACUAUUACUGAAGAUAUCUUAAAAAAUGGUUAUUCGUGGUUAUGCGAAUAUCGCGAAACAGGUACAUAGGUAGAUAGGAAUAAUUCGAAUUCCAUCAAAUGCAAGUAUUAAUCGCAUCAAAUCGAAUGUUUUAUUUACUUAAAGAUAAUCAACAACAUCAGUGUGAAAUGUAUUAUAAAAACGAAAAAAAAAGCGAAAGAAUACUCGAAGAAGCAAAAGAUAAACAGAGACAUAGUUUUUAAUGUAAACAUACUUUUGUGAGAAGUAAUUGCUAUACUUCGAUGACGAAGAAAACAAUAUCGAAUACAUUUGUUGUAAUAUAACUAAUCGACUGUAAAGGAUUCACAUUUACGCUUAGGGUACUGUAGGAUCUCUGUAAAUAUAGAUGGAAGAUCAAAGAUUUUUAUUCGAGUGGUGUGAGAAUGUGGCAAUGACAUCCGUACGUUUGAAAGUGAUUUAAAAUGAAAAUUUACAUUGA
This is a messenger RNA of Frieseomelitta varia, 2487 nucleotides long. RefSeq names its product NF-kappa-B inhibitor cactus (gene cact). Gene Ontology annotation, molecular function: protein binding. The coding region runs from base 702 to 1916 and encodes 404 amino acids. The record is from RefSeq and is a predicted model, not a curated record. NCBI's taxonomy places the organism in Eukaryota, Metazoa, Arthropoda, Insecta, Hymenoptera, Apidae. The transcript has 3 exons.